This is a messenger RNA of Tyto alba (common barn owl), 2610 nucleotides long. RefSeq names its product RAB5 interacting factor (gene RAB5IF). The record is from RefSeq and is a predicted model, not a curated record. Gene Ontology annotation, biological process: mitochondrial respirasome assembly. Lineage: Eukaryota; Metazoa; Chordata; Aves; Strigiformes; Tytonidae. The transcript has 4 exons. The coding region runs from base 523 to 879 and encodes 118 amino acids.
GGACCUCUGCUCCCUGGUUUGCUGGCUUUGCCUUUCAGCGUGGAGAAGGUGUGGACCCUGCCCUGCUUUUCUUGGGGGGACAGACAUGAAUAUGUGUCACUUUUUUGUUAUCAGUCGCUGUUGCUCACAGAACUGAUGGGCUUCUCCUGUGCUCAGCCUCAUCCCCCUCGGAACAAUUUGGGCAGGAAUUUUAGAGUUAGCAAGGGGAGCAACGACAGGCUGUCCCAAUGUUUUGAUGCAGCAGGAUGUGAACUGAAGGCUAAAAUGACUGAGGAGUGUAGUGACUGAGAGAAAUUACUCUAUCUGACAUGGAUGCCAGUCUUUCACCUGGAGCCAAACAACUUUGUACAUCCUACAGUAAAAUCGCGAAGGUUGUUGGUGUUUGGGGGUAUGCCGGGGCAAUCCCAUCCUUGGGGAGGCUAGAAAAAAAGAUGCGAGCAGAAGUUAAUUUUAUUUAAAGCAUGAGUCAGUAUCAUCCAGCUGCAAUACUUACAGUUGCAGUGGCCCUGUGGACAGACAGGAAUGGCCACUUCGCUGCUGCCCUCAAAGAAUGCAGAUGCACUUGUAGGACACGUGAGAGAUGAUUUGAGGUUUGGAGUUGGCGACGAGUUUUUAGAUGUGAUCUACUGGUUCCGGCAGAUCAUUGCAGUUAUUUUGGGAAUCAUCUGGGGAGUAGUUCCACUGAAGGGAUUCGUGGGAAUAGCAGUAUUCUGCUUGAUCAAUGCUGGCGUUCUGUACCUCUACUUCAGUAGCUUCCAGCAGAUAGAUGAGGAGGAGUAUGGUGGGACAUGGGAGCUAACAAAGGAAGGAUUCAUGACAUCUUUUGCACUGUUUCUGGUUGUUUGGAUAAUCUUCUAUACUGCCAUCCACUAUGAUUGACACAGUCUGCAGCUUUUGCCUCUUAAAUCAGUCGUCAGUAAAUCAAGAAGGUUUUAAUAAAUCAUAGUUUUUAGUGGACUGGUGGGAAGGUGGGGGAGGUCAAAUCAACUCCCUUCUGUACCAGCGGUCUGAUUAGCCUGGAAGAGCCCCAGCUCUUCUUCUGGAGAAGUCCGUCUCUAUUUUAUAUACCCAUUAAUUGUUGGAACUAUUAAAAAGCCAUUGGAAUUUUUGGAAGUGGUUCAAGACUGUUCAAAUUUGGAACUUUCUGUGACUCUAGCCAGUAACUCUGUCAAACUCCUGUGUGCUGAAGGUUGAAUCUGUUAAUUUAAUGUAUGUAUGCCCUUCUGUUUGAAAUCUGUCAUUAAAUCCUGAAUUGUCUUCCAUUGUUGUCCUUUAGACAAACAAGUUUUUAAAAAGCAGUUGUAGGGUACGUGGGAGGAAGGCACUGCAGCAUCCAGGAUAUGAGUUGAGUGGCUGUCUUUAGCAUGUUUUUGUAGUAACCAGAUCUGAUUUGAUUAAGCAGACUAUGUUGUUACCAUUUCUAAUAUUUUUUUGGUUUACUUGCAAAUCAGUUGUCAACCAGAAUUUUUAAAUGGUCUUUGCCGAAGACAAAUUUUUAAGCAAUUUUGCUAGAAACAAUUGUGAUUCAUUUGGUUAACGAAGGUGUAUUCAGGAGGCUUAGAAACUCUGCUGCAUUCUGCUAGCCUGGCUACUAAGUUGCCAUCACAUACCUCAGAGCUUAGUAGUCUUGAAGGACAGUCAUUCUGGUGAUACUCUUUUAAAUGUUAAGCGUUUAAAUGCUUUUUUUUUAAGCUCUUGAAUUCAACUGCUCCUUGUUAAUAAAUGCAGGAGUCUAAGACACAAUUGAGGCAGCUAUUAUCUUAAAUGCAGAAUUACUAACUUGCAAAUCAGGCAAAGUAUACAGCCUCUGGUUUGUGAGGUGCUUUUUAUGAGUUGAUCAUUUCAUAGUUCAGUUCCUCCCUAGUCGUGCUCUUUUUGUGCAUGAAUGGGGGAGUCUCUGCUUUAAGAUAUUUUUAGGGAUGUGUCUUUCAGAAAUAACUCUUGGGAAACACGCACAGUCCUUGUUAUUGCCAGAGGACCUUGUAGUCUUGUUGCCAUGUGGUCCUUGCUUUUCUAAACAACAGCUCAGGCACCCAAAAAGAGUCCUGCCCUAAAGCUGCCUUAGAGUGAAGAGUUGAUAGUUCUAGUGUGCUCUUGCUGAAAGUCUGCAUUGCUUCCUCACUGGUGGAAGUCUAACAGCCUGGUUCUCACACGUGAGGAUGCCAAGCCAGGGAUCUAAAUAUCCAAGUGCUGGGCUAGGGCUCCAGAAUCACCCACCAGUGUAGGCCUCCAUUCUUAUCAGGGAAAAUGCUGUCUGUUCUUGGUGGGGAAAACACACCUGGCUAUUUUAGGUCCUUGGGAUGCCAAGGGAAGAGUGCAAUAGCAGGCAGCUUCUGCUACUUGUGAGUUGCCAAUUUAAGUAAGUGAUCUCAAAUAAAAAUUUGCAUAUUUUCUCUUCCAUAUCCCCCAAUUUGCUCCGUCUUCUAGUCUGAUACUUUAUUUUCCUCUUCUUUCAGCUGAAAGCAUUAAUUUCCUACAAGAAUUGCAUAGCCUGCUGCUUUUAGGUCACCUUUUCCUACUGGCAUCUGUUUGCAUCUUAGCUGCUCACAACCGUCAGUAAAAUCAUUGUAUACUUGAAAUGCUCUAAUAAAUGUCGCCUGGAUAAUCCAC